Candidula unifasciata is the source of this 354-nucleotide messenger RNA. NCBI's taxonomy places the organism in Eukaryota, Metazoa, Mollusca, Gastropoda, Stylommatophora, Geomitridae. The record is from the annotation of a GenBank genome assembly.
AUGUUCAGAAUUUCCCUCAAAGCGUCGACUUCUCUUCACAAUGCAGCAAGACAAUGCUUAAAAGCACAAGCUGGAGCUAUUUGUCGCCCUGAUAUUGAUCACUGGGAAAUCAGGAAGGCAAUGAAUGACAUUACAGCUGAAGAUCUCGUACCAGAGCCCAGAAUAAUUUUUGCGGCAUUUAAAGCAUGCCGUCGGUUGAAUGAUUAUUCCCUAGCUGUCAGGUAUCUGGAAGCUGGUCAGUGGAAAUGUGGAGCAAAGAAAAGCACAAUUUGGCCCUGGGUACUGCAGGAAAUCAAGCCAACACUCUCUGAGCUUGGUAUCUUGACACCUGAAGAGAUGGGAUUGGUAUCUUGA